CGGCUCGUUUUGCACCUCUUGGAGGGAACCAGCUUCCCAGGCCGAGAGGAGAGGGGGCUCGGCUUCGGGCGGGUGAGGGGCGUGACAUGUCGCUCGAAGAUCCGUUUUUUGUAGUCCAAGGCGAGGUGCAGAAGGCGGUGAACACGGCCCGCGGGCUUUACCAGCGGUGGUGCGAGCUUCUGCAUGAGGGCGCGGCGGUCGGACGCGAGGAGCUGGACUGGACGACCAAUAAGCUGCGGAAUGGCCUGCGCAGCAUCGAGUGGGACCUCGAGGACCUGGAGGAGACCAUCGGCAUAGUGGAAGCCAACCCAGGCAAGUUCAAGCUCCCAGCCGGAGACCUGCAGGAGAGAAAGGUGUUUGUGGAGAGGAUGCGGGAAGCAGUCCAGGAAAUGAAGGACCAUAUGGUCAGCCCCGCAGCCAUAGCCUUCAUGGAGAGGAAUAAUAGAGAGACGCUGACAGGCAAGCCAGCCACCCUGAAGUCAUCCAGCGACUUGCUGGAUGCCAGUGUGGUCUCAACCACCUCUCGCUACAUUGAAGAGCAGCAGGCCACACAGCAGCUGAUCAUGGACCAGCAGGACCAACAGCUGGAAAUGGUGUCUGGGAGUAUCCAGGUUCUGAAACACAUGUCUGGCCGCGUCGGGGAGGAGCUAAAUGAGCAGGGCAUUAUGCUGGACACCUUUGUUCAUGAGAUGGACCACACCCAGUCCUGGAUGGAUGGGAUCCUCAGGAAGAUGGCCAAAGUAUCCCACAUGACCAGUGACCGCCGACAGUGGUGUGCCAUUGUGUUGCUGCUGGGGGUGCUUCUCCUGGCCCUCAUCCUGUUCUUCUCUCUCUGAUCCUAGUCCUCCCCAGGAAGCUGGUCCCUCCAGCUGGGGGGGCCAGCAGAGCCUUGCCCCCUGGGAGGAGGGGGAUCAUGCCUGGGGAGCUGUCCCAAGGCUUCAUCCAGAGCCAGUAGGACCCUCAUGGCCCUGGUUGGGAGCCCCUACCACUGGUUCUGUCUCAAGUGCGCUUAGGGGGUGGUGGAGGUAGGGGGACCUCAGACACGCCCCUCCCCAUCUCUCCUUCCCGUGCCCCAAAGCCAUUGCUUUGCCCGUGUGCCUUCUACAUGUGUCAACUUGGAAAUAAAAUCCUAGCCUUUGUUAUAU
This is a messenger RNA of Lipotes vexillifer (Yangtze River dolphin), 1145 nucleotides long. It is a transcript of the gene STX10, whose product is annotated as syntaxin 10. The transcript is spliced from 8 exons. NCBI's taxonomy places the organism in Eukaryota, Metazoa, Chordata, Mammalia, Artiodactyla, Lipotidae. The coding region runs from base 87 to 836 and encodes 249 amino acids. Gene Ontology annotation, biological process: Golgi vesicle transport. The record is from RefSeq and is a predicted model, not a curated record. Gene Ontology annotation, cellular component: membrane.